AUGAGGCAGAAUGAUCGGAAUGGAAUGACGGAACAGCACGCGGAAGAAAGGUCGUCGAGCGCACGCGCCGGCGUUCUCGCGGCUUUCCAGGUGCAUCCAGGUGUGGAGCAGUCUGUAGUAUAUAAUAAUUUUGAUUAAUUUAUUUUUGUGGACUUUUUGCCCGCGCAGCGUCCAUGUUGAAGAAGGCAAACUAACCUCAAAAUUGAAGCUCUGGAAUCUAUUUCGACAAACGUCUGGAAAAUUACUAGAGAUAUUAUGCAAAUUUAUGAAAUCAGUAUUUUCUAAUUGAAAUAUAUUUUGUGAAACAAACGUAUAGAUACUAAAAGGGAGUACUUGUUGAUUUUGAUAAAGAUUCAAAUGAAUAAUUUUUAUCAGUCGUUUCUACGGAUUUUUUGCCACGUGCAUUGUCCAUGUUGAAGAGGGUAAACUAACCUCAAAAUUUAGUCAAUUAGGAAUCUAUUUCGACAAACGUCUCGAAAAUUAUUAGAAAUUACACCUGUUGUGUAAAUUGAUGAAAUCCAACGACGAAUUUAAUUAGAAGACGUAUAAACGCUAAUAAAAGCUGAAGAUUCAAAUGAAUAAUUUUUAUUAAUUACUUCUAUAGAAUAGAGCUAUAUAA
Messenger RNA from Heterotrigona itama, 619 nucleotides. The record is from the annotation of a GenBank genome assembly. NCBI's taxonomy places the organism in Eukaryota, Metazoa, Arthropoda, Insecta, Hymenoptera, Apidae.